GUGAUAAAUAUUGCUAAUAACAUAUCAUGAAUAACCCAUAGGGCUGUAUGUCUGUAUAGCUGUGUCUCCUCCUCUCUUUUCGGGUUGUUAGUUAAAUUAAAGUCUGGCAAACCUAAUGUCUGCCCAGUGCGCGCGCGCUGCUGUGACAUAACGGAACGUGCCAGCCUAGAAAAGCUGGAGGCGGCGCGCGCAGCGUGCAGUUCACGCAGCUCCUGCCGGAGAAGAAGACCGGUGAGGAGAGUCUGACGGCCCGGUGUUUCCUCCACUGCUCCCCCGCGAGGUGAUGGGCAAGGCGCCGCGCGGCUAUUAGACUUCCGGUUUGAUUCAUAAUGAUGAAGAAGGACAUCCACGUGAGCCUGGCGCACGACGCGGACCUCAAGCCGCAUCUCCGCGACGCCGCCGCCGACAGCCUUCUGCUCUGCUCCCCGGACCUGGGGCUCCUGAAGCUGGCCUCCCCGGAGCUGGAGAGGCUGAUCAUCCAGUCCAACGGGAUGGUCACCACCUCGCCGACGCUGCCCCAGUUCCUCUACCCGAAGGCGGGCGCGGACGAGCAGGAGUUCGCGGAGGGCUUCGUGAAGGCACUGGAGGAUCUGCACAAGCAGAACCAGCUGAGCGGCGGCGCGGCGGCGCAGAGCGGCGGCGGCCUGGAGCUGUGCGCCAGCCUGCAGGGCCCGGUGCCGGUGCAGCCGGACCACCUCCCGGUGUACACCAACCUGAACAGUUACGGCGGCGGGACGCUGGACAACACCGUGCACUACUCCGCGGACGCGGUCCCGGAGCCGUGUCGGGUCCAGCCGCUGAAGGAGGAGCCUCAGACGGUGCCGGACGUGCAGAGCUUCGGGGAGAGCCCCCCGAUGUCCCCCAUCGACAUCGACGUCGACGUCGACGUCGACACCGACUCCCACGACAACGUGAAGGCCGAGAGGAAGAGGCUCCGGAACCGCAUCGCAGCCUCCAAGUGCCGGAUGCGCAAACUGGAGCGCAUCUCGCGGCUGGAGGACAAGGUCAAGUCCCUGAAGAACCACAACACGGACCUGGCCUCCACGGCGGACCUGCUGCGGGACCAGGUGGCGCACCUGAAGCAGCGCGUCCUCACGCACGUCAACAGCGGCUGCCAGGUGCUGCCGCACGAGGUCCAGGUGCACUAGGACCGGACCGGGACUCCAGCUUUAUGGACUUGAUUCAUGUCGGCGUGGCCCGGAUGCUCCAGAGGAAUCGAUGAAGGGAUGAAGGAAGGAAGGAAGGAAGGGAGGAAAGACUAUAAUACUACUAUAAUGAGAGGGACGAGACUAUUGGAUUUGAGAAGGACAUUUCACAUUGCUCCACGCUGAUCCACAUUGCUCCACAUUGCUCCACAUUGCUCCACGCUGAUCCACAUUGCUCCACAUUGCUCCACAUUGCUCCACACUGAUCCACAUUGCUCCACAUUGCUCCACACUGAUCCACAUUGCUCCACAUUGCUCCACAUUGCUCCACACUGAUCCACAUUGCUCCACAUUGCUCCACAUUGCUCCACACUGAUCCACAUUGCUCCACACUGAUCCACAUUGAUCCACACUGAUCCACAUUGAUCCACAUUGAUCCACACUGAUCCACAUUGAUCCACAUUGAUCCACAUUGAUCCACACUGAUACCCACAUUGCUCCACAUUGCUCCACAUUGCUCCACAUUGAUCCACACAGAUCUACAUUGCUCCACACUGAUCCACAUUGAUCCACAUUGCUCCACACUGAUCCACACAUGAUCCACAUUGAUCCACACUGAUCCACACAUGAUCCACAUUGAUCCACACUGAUCCACAUUGAUCCACAUUGAUCCACAUUGCUCCACACUGAUCCACACAUGAUCCACAUUGAUCCACAUUGAUCCACACUGAUCUACAUUGCUCCACAUUGCUCCACACUGAUCCACACUGAUCCAAAUUGCUCCACAUUGCUCCACACUGAUCCACACAUGAUCCACAUUGAUCCACAUUGCUCCACAUUGAUCCACACUGAUCCACAUUGAUCCACAUUGCUCCACAUUGCGCCACACUGAUCCACACAUGAUCCACAUUGAUCCACAUUGCUCCACAUUGCUCCACACUGAUCCACAUUGAUCCACACUGAUCCACAUUGCUCCACAUUGCUCCACACUGAUCCACACAUGAUCCACAUUGAUCCACAUUGCACCACAUUGCUCCACACUGAUCCACAUGCGCCUCCAAUCAGAGUUAAUGGUGAACUUUAAAACUGUUGUUCAUAGACGUUGUUCCUAUGUGAGGAGGUGAAGUUAUUGAACAGCAGUAAACUGUUUACUGGCUUCUGAUAAAGGAAACACUCUUUAUUCAACUUUAUUGACAGACAUCAGUAAAUGUUUUCCAUGUAAAGAUGUUUACAGACUAGAUCUGUCUCUAUUCUCAAACCUGUGCCAAACACACUGACAAUAGUUCUACAGUGAUUUUAAUAUAAUAUGUAUUUAUGAGAUGACUGUAGGAAGACAUGCACAUACAUCCGUAUUUUAAUGCAAAACAUAAGAUAACAUAAUAAUCUACAUAUAUAGACCAUUUACCAUUUAUUUCUGGGAACUAUUUGCAUGUUGUUUACAUAUUUGAAUGUUUCCCACAGCUGGUGUCAAAGGUGCAAUUAUUCAGUGUUUAUAAUAUUUAGUCUUUUCGGUGUGGGACAUUUGUAUCAUUCAUUUUAAAAUUGUGUUUAGUUUCAUAAAGUUAUUCAACUAAUGUUGACUGAAACUUC
Molecule: messenger RNA, 2735 nt
Organism: Pseudoliparis swirei
Lineage: Eukaryota; Metazoa; Chordata; Actinopteri; Perciformes; Liparidae
Product: transcription factor JunD-like
Exons: 1
Coding region: 330-1148 (272 amino acids)
Biological process (GO): regulation of cell cycle; regulation of transcription by RNA polymerase II; regulation of cell population proliferation
Cellular component (GO): transcription regulator complex
Molecular function (GO): RNA polymerase II cis-regulatory region sequence-specific DNA binding; transcription factor binding; DNA-binding transcription factor activity, RNA polymerase II-specific
Source: RefSeq, a predicted model, not a curated record